Molecule: messenger RNA, 624 nt
Organism: Coregonus clupeaformis (lake whitefish)
Lineage: Eukaryota; Metazoa; Chordata; Actinopteri; Salmoniformes; Salmonidae
Product: C-C motif chemokine 13-like
Exons: 3
Coding region: 114-443 (109 amino acids)
Biological process (GO): cellular response to interleukin-1; chemokine-mediated signaling pathway; immune response
Cellular component (GO): extracellular region
Molecular function (GO): chemokine activity; CCR chemokine receptor binding
Source: RefSeq, a predicted model, not a curated record
UCAGAGACCAGAGCAUCAGAGACCAGAGCAUCAGAGACCAGAACAUCAGAGACCAGAACAUCAGUGACCAUCUCAGACAACACAAUCUUCAGCAUCUCAACCAUCUCUGAACCAUGAAGACCCUGACUGCUCUACUCCUCCUGGGACUGCUCUGCUCCCUCCAUACCACGUCUGCAGCUGUCAUGGGGAUUGAAGCAAUAACUGCCAGAAAUUGCUGUGUGAAGUUCCACCCCAGGAGGCUCCCUCUUGAUGCAAUGGUGUCAGUUUAUAAGACCCCUAGUAGCUGCCCUCGCAAAGCACUGGUUUUCACCACAAAGAAAGGGAAGACAUUUUGUGUUGACCCUUCUGAAGCCUGGGUCCAGAGUCAUGUGACCAAGAUUGAGAGCAGAUCGACCACUGCCAAGACGACGAUGAUGUCAUCAACCACCGCCACCACCAGCUAACUGCCAUAACUGUCAGAUCUGUCAAGAAAAUAGAAUAUCAUAUUUUUGUUGAACAUAGAAUAAUAUUAUUUUAUUCUUAUUUAUUGACCAUAGUGUAAAUAGUGUAAAAUUACUGUGUAUUUUGAAAUUAUUAUUUUUUGUCAACAAAUUCAUAUGUUUGUUUCAGCAAUAAAGCUAAAUA